AUGUCUUCAAUGUACACGGAGCGAUAUACUGAUUACGAUCGAGGCCGUUCAGGCCAUUCUCAUAGAGGUCCUAGCCCUUAUGAACGGUCAAUGUCGCGGUCUUCAGGCUAUUCCUAUCGUUCCCACAGUCGUGGCUCUUAUUCUUCAGCAUCGCCAUCUUCACGUUCCAUCUCGCGUUCUCCUGAAAGGGCCCAAACUACCGUCUUUGUAGAGAAUUUAACCCGGAAUGUUACGCGUGAGCAUAUCGCAGAAAUAUUUGGAAUUUAUGGUAGAGUAAAUUCAAUUCAUAUGCCUCUCUACAGAAAAUCUAAAACAAACAUGGGUUUCUGUUAUAUUGAUUAUUCUUAUCCAAAUCAGGCUGCGAAUGCUGUUGAUAAAAUGAACAACGGUGAACUAGACGGCGAGGAGUUGUUUCUUUCCCUGAAGCGACCCGAGAGAAGAAAUGACAGGAAAAGAUUUUCCAAAGUUUCAGACAAUUCUUACCGCCCAAAUCGGUUUGACAAUGAUCUGCGCUACAGAAGGGGCAGAAGCCCUUCUUCACGUUCUCCAAGAAGUCUAAGUCGAAAUCACAGUAGAGAUUCUAUGGACUUUUCUUACUCUGGAAACAGACGUUAG
Messenger RNA from Schizosaccharomyces osmophilus, 615 nucleotides. RefSeq names its product exon junction complex subunit, RNA-binding protein Rns1 (gene rns1). Lineage: Eukaryota; Fungi; Ascomycota; Schizosaccharomycetes; Schizosaccharomycetales; Schizosaccharomycetaceae. The coding region runs from base 1 to 615 and encodes 204 amino acids. Gene Ontology annotation, biological process: mRNA splicing, via spliceosome. Gene Ontology annotation, molecular function: RNA binding. The record is from RefSeq and is a predicted model, not a curated record. Gene Ontology annotation, cellular component: cytoplasm; nucleoplasm; ASAP complex. The transcript has 4 exons.